AUGCAGCCGCGGAAAAUGCUAAUUAGCAUCGCAUUUUGGGUGCUGAUGUGGAAUGCGUCUCAAGUCACUGCUUGGCAUUGGUAUGAGUCAAGCGCAAUUCAGCCGUCGCCUUCUUUUCAAGCGACUCAAAGUGGUACGUAAGUUUUUAUCUAUAGUUAUGUAUUUAACGUCUUAUUCCAAUUUACUGAGAGUGUAUCCUUAGAUUACGUGCUAGACAAGGAAGUGUACGUAAAGAAGGGACUUCGCAGAAAUCUAAAACACGCCAAACAGGCAAUUUUCGUUUUUGAAUUAAUUGAGUUAACAAUGGUUCCGCUUUCCAUUUCGCGGUUAGCCGUAUUCGAGAUUUGAUUUUUAUGCAACCCCGUAUAUGAAAGCGUAAAACGAAACCGUCCAAAUUUGUGUACGGUUUUGAAUUCUUGCGCUCCUAUUUGAACGAAGCCUAUAAUUACUACUGUCUUGUUUCAUUAGCAACGCAAGUAUAAGAGGAGUCAAAAGUAAAGUAUGCAACAAUCAGACAUGAGCACAAAUAUGAAACCUGUUUUACAAAAUUUACAAAGGAAAGCUUUUAGCUUUGUUUCUAUAAGCCGGCUUACGUGUGCACAGCUCGUGAAAACUAUUACUGCUUAUAUAGCCUGCGUUUUCAUGGGAUUUUCGCAUAUAUUGUCAGUCACCACCGUCCGGAAGAAUUCGUAUAACUGUUUGCCAUCCAUGCAUACUGGGAGUACAUGAGAUGUAACAAUGGUUACGAAUGCGUGCAUCAGUAUCAUGCACCUGAUAUGAUAUAGUUGUGAUAAAAACGGCAAUAAAUUUUUAAUUAUUUUACUAAAAAACACUGAAAGAGUAUAGGUGUAUUUUCUGAUACGACUAGACAGUGUAAAUAUAUUGUCUUCCUUUUGUAGUUUUACCAUCACAAGCUGUUUGUGCAUACUGGCAAUUCAGAUGUAAUAAUGGUCAAAGAUGUGUGGAUCGAUAUUAUCUGUGUGAUGGUUGGUCAAUAUGUUCUGAUGGUAGUGACGAGUGGUAUUGGAACUGCAGUAUGUAUCAUUAUAGCUAUCGGCCAUAGAUGUAGUUCUUUGAUAGUCAUUAAUCUAUUGUCUCUCGCAAUUGAAUUGUUUAAAAUUAGAGAAGUUUAUAAUAAAGCUGCUUGCUGGUCGUAGGGCAAGGAAAAAUCAUUGGAAUUUUUGGGUAAUUAUCGUUCACAACCAUAAUCCAAACGAAAGAUUUUAGUUGUUGAUUAUCUGUCUACAACAGAGUAUUUUAUUGAAUUUUGUGAAACUUUUGUUUAUGGUUCUUGCUUGGGAAUACAAAGCUGCCAACUUGUGCUCUCUCUAAGUGUGCUCUCAUCAAGUCUCUAAAUAUUUAAAUAAUGACUUUUUCAGGAAAUUCCCAAUUAUUAAGACCUUCUACUACUAUAAAUGUACAAGGUAAGUGAAAUAUUCCGAUCUGUGUACAUGUACCUUGGGUUUAAUUGUAUGCCUAAGAGUGCUCUUAUUGCAGACAUGGGCUUAAUUGCAUGAAAAGAGAAUUUCAGGCUAGCGUAGAGCAAAAUGUUCGAGCUUGGGUGUAUGAUGCAGAUAUUUGGAAAAAUUAAUAAGGACAAAAUUCAAGUUCUACUGCGCAGGUGCUAUAUAUAGCCUGUUUAAUUUGGCAUCUUUAUUUAAUUCAAAUACGGAUAAACUAAGGAUUCAUGUUAUAGACUUGUCGAAGUCUUGUCUCUUGACCUCUUUUAUUUUUAUUUUAUUCAGCGUCACGAACGUUUUGUCCAUAUUGGCAGUUCAGAUGUGAUAAUGGUUACGGAUGUGUGAAUGAUUAUGAGCUGUGUGACGGAUAUUGGCAUUGUUCUGAUGGCAGUGACGAGCGGUUUUGGAACUGCAGUAUGUAUAGUAUAACGUAAACUUGCACAGAAAAAUACUAACUUUCCCAUUUUAGUAGGAUAGCAGGGAAAUCUAUAUUUGACUUUCUGAAAAACGCAUGAGCAAAAGAGAAUGAAAAUCAGUACUGUGCCUGUGAUAAAAAAAAUUGACUUACAUUCACUUUAACUUUGAUUUUCUCAGCUUAGCCUUAGAGUUUAUUUUUAAAAGCAUAAGAUGGGUCGGUUUUAAGCCAUUUAGAACUCAGUGUGCUUUAUCAGAUAUAAAAGCCUCUGUCGCCUCGUCUUUUAAAUCAGAUAAAGCAUAUUACUGUUAUAAGUCAUGCACUUAUGAACUAUUUCCGUACAAAACAGAAUACAUUUUAUUAAAUAAACCAAAACUAAACUUAACCAUACAAACUUAUUAAUUAGCUACAGCAAACAGCUGCGUACAAUUCUAAACAUUUUUCUUGGACGGUCCAGUAAGUCCCAUCCCUCAUUGGGUUCAGGACAUCGGCGCUAUAACAUUCUAAAUUUGUUUCUACUGGAUAGAAUUCCAACUUUAUUUCUUCUGUUUCUUAGAAGUUCAGUUAGAGUCUAGCUUCCUUAGCUAAUUGAUUCACAGGAGGAAACCUAAACUAAAGUAACUUUAUUUAUAUUGGACAGCUCAUUAGUUAUGAAUUGUAAUUCCCUGCAUGGAGGUCCAGUAAGGAUCCAUUGCUGUUUCUACAAUUGAAAACGUGAUUGCCUAGAGAAAACCUGGAUUUUUUCCAAUCCCAGAGCAAGAAUUGGAAGUACUAGUAUACUGCACUUCUCACUUUGAAAAAUGGACACCCUGUCGUAAACUGCAGGCUCGGCAAGGAGUCUUUUUCGAGUCGCGUAACUGCGUCUUCGUUCAAAUGAAGUCGAAUUAGAAUCCAAUCAAUAUCGUCACUUUGAUAAUUUUAUCAAACAAACUAUGCAAAACGUGCAAAUGCAAAACGUUUUUUUAUUAUUUUAUAUAGGGUCCUCAAUAAUGAUAAUGCCCUACCCAACGUCAACUUUACAAGGUGAUAUAAACGUUCGCAAUAAUUAAUAUUUAAUAGACCUUAAGAUUGACGUUUAUGCCAGUCGGCUAAGCGCAAAUGGCAAACUUUAAUCGUAUUUUGAUGUCAAUUGUUAGCUGUUCGAAAUUAGAGAAAUUUGUGGAUUCAAAUUAAAGCAUAAAUUAGCUACUUAGCUGUCGAAAACUUGUGGAACUUAUCUCUAUAUAAUAAACUAUGUGGUUAAUGAAAAAAUGUUUAUUAUAUAGAUAACCGGCGAUAUUCUGUUAGACGUUAACGAGAUGAAAGAUUAUUAAUGAUUGAUAAUAAAUAGUAAAUUCUUGAUGAUUGUUGUCAGGGGCGAAACUAGCCCCUUUUAAUUAGGGGGGUGUCUGCUAGAAUUGCCCUGCGAAAGCCGAUGAUGCCCUGCAGCAAAAGGGGGGAGGUCGACGGAAAAAUUUUUUCCGGACAUUCAAAAAAAAGGGGCAAAAUAUUUUUCCGGCCAUAAACCAGUUUUUUCCGGACAUAAACCAGUGGCUUUAGACCUAAUAAACUCGCAGGACGUGUUUUAUUAGGUCUAAACGUAAUCAAUAAAACACUCCUGCUCGUUUAUUAAACAAUACAUUAUACACGUAUAUUAUAUGUAUAUUAUAAUUAACCUUUUUAUAAUAAAUAAUACAUUUCCAUAACUCUGUUAUUUUAGCCAAAGAGAGUGUGUAUGUCUCUUCGAAAGGUAACAAAGCAAUAAAAUAAAAUGGCAUGAGAAAUUUGAAACUAAUACAGUAAUAGAGUUUUUACUUUAAAUUCAUAAAUCCAUAGUAUAUGCACAUUAUUCCAUAUACUAUACAUCCAACGUAUAUGGAAAUUGCUAUUACUAAUUUCCAUACUAUUUCCAGCUAAAAUUCAUAGUAAUUUCUAUAGAAAGAAUUUUGAAGAAUAAUGCCAGUGUUUUAGGCGUGCUUAAAAAGUUUGCUUUCAAUUUUAGGCGUGCGACUUGUUGGUGGUUCUCACAAUGCGGGACGGGUGGAGGUUUACUAUAAGGGUCAAUGGGGAACAGUUUGUGACGAUAGUUGGGACAUAAAUGAUGCUCGUGUUGUCUGCAGACAACUUGGUUUUCAAAAUGCCGUGGCUGCUUACCAAGGUGGUAAUUUUCGCGAUGGGAGUGGACGAAUAUGGCUUGACGAUGUUCAAUGUGGAGGUUAUGAGUCAUCGUUAUUUUCCUGCAGACAUUCUGGCUGGGGAAAUCACAACUGUGGUCACUAUGAAGACGCUGGUGUUCGCUGUAGUGGCACUGGAGGUAAGAAUACAUUAAAAGUAUGACAUUUGUGAACAUGCAGCAGAAAAUAAAAAUGCAGUUAAUAAUCUGUGUUUUGGGGUUGGAAAUCAUGAUUGUACUCUUCAAGAAGUUUUGGGGUUCGCUGUAAUAACACUGCAUGGAGGUUAAAGUGAAUGAUAAAAAAUGGAGUCUGUAACAUACAACAAUUAAGCAACAAAAUUGUCAUUUUAACUUCUUGUCAGGUGUUAGUAGCCUAAUACUAUUUUGAUUUGUGUAAAAUACCAGGUAUACAUUUAGAAUAUUGCGAAGCUUUUGAUCUGUAAGCCCGGAUCUUCAUCAGUGCAAACAAUAUAUCCUGGUGGUGAGGUGGUGUCUUACCCAAUCAAAAACAUAUAUUGUCGCCAUGCAAACUUACAAAGAACUUAAUUUAGAACUAUGACAGACGGCUAUCUAGCCUAAAGUUAAGUUAGUUUAGUUUAGGUUUCCUCCUGUAGUGUGACACUGGAUCAAUAAGAGAUGAUCCUUACUGGAUCUCUAGAGAGAACAGUUUGGAACUUAUAGAGCUAACCAGUAUACAAUAAAGUAAGUUCAGGUUUCCUCCUGUAGUAACACUGAGUGGAUCAAUAAGAGAUGGCACUUAUACCGAACCUCUAUAGGGAGAACAGUUUAGAACUUAUAGAGCUAUCCAGUAUAAGGGCCUAUAAGUAAAGUUGGUUUAAUUGAGCGGGUUGCCUCCUGUAGUAACAUUGGAUCAAUAGGGGAUGAUCCUUAUUGGACCUCUAGGAAAAACAGUUCAGAACUGAUAGAACUAUCCAGUAUAAAUAAAAUUAGUUUAGUUUAGAUUUCCUCCUAUAGUAACACUGGAUAACCCUUCAUUUAUUUUUUGCAGGACAUUCCGCCAUAAAAGCUUCUCCAACUGUAAAUGUUCAAGGUAAAUUUAAUAUACGUUAAAUCCAAAUAACGAAUUGUUGAUGGGGCUAAAUGAAAUGAGAAAAAAAGUUAAAGUGCCCAUGAGUAUAACAAUAUUUUAUUAUUGCAUUGUAGAGUAGUACUCUGCAAUGCAACAAUAAAAUAUUGUUAUAUACUCAGGCACUUUAACUUGUUUGUUCUCAUUUCAUUUAAAGAGUACUGAAAAGAGCAAUAAAAAUUAAUUUAUUAUAUAAACAUAAGUGUUAUAUACCGGGUGGCCCAAAAAAAAGUACUCCUGUUUGAUUCGUAAUAACUUCUAAACAAGUAAAGUUUUUAAAGAGAAAUAACUUGCAUUAAAUAGAGGAAGGACUAACUUAGAUUUUGAUAUAUUACAGUUGUAUUUAACUUAAAAAUUCACGGAUAUAUUAAUGUUAAAAAUGGGGAGCAUAUUUUGGAAUGUGUCUAAAAUUAGCGAAAAUCGGUAUAUCAAAUAUUAACUCCAGCGUUUGUUUGCUUAAUGACAUAUUAGGCUAACUUGUAUUUCAGCGAAUUAUCGUUAAGGUUUGUAAGGGAUAUGGCGUAGAUUUAGACAUCUUACAUGUAAGUCUUAGCUCAUUGUUUCCUGAAAUAUGAACGUUCGGAAUUAUGCAAGUAUUUAAUAUUAGGUCUUUGCAAACUUAAAUGUACAUGAAAGACUGACCAUGGAAGGCAGGCGCUUAAAUUUUUCGUAUUCUUAAAUAGCCUAAUUUUUUUAUGCUUUUAAUGGGUUCAAACAGACUGAGUAGAUUAUUUCUCGGUUAGAGCAGGAUGAAUAUUCUUUAUUGAAGGAAAUAAUAUUGCUUUUUGCAAAUACACAUCACCGUAUCAACGCUACUAUUUUGUUACGUUCUGUUCCAAAAAUGUUGCAUGUCUCUGGGGAGUUGCUUAAUUGUUAUGUCUUAUGGAGUUGUAUGGUUUGAUUGUGUUUCAUAUAAUUCUCAGUUUACUCCAUGAACUUGCCAAGAAUAAGAAACGGCAAAAGAGUUUGGGUGUUCUUAACAAGAUUUCAGAACGUUGCAGAAGUUAGAAGAGCUUCACAAUUCCGUUGUGACAGCAUGCCCUAAUUCAGAACUACGAACGAUCCAAUGACGAUCCCUCGCGAUGCAGUGGUCUCAUGAAAUAAGGAAACGUAUUCGUGCUAGGAACACACGCGAAUUUCGGACGAAUGAAUCUUGCUUGUAUUUUGUAGAUAUAAUAAUACUUUGUUUCAUAAUAAACAAUUUGUCAAGUGUCAUUUAUUUACUGGUAAUAGUGCAUGUUUCAGUCGGGCAAAUCUUGAUUAAUAUUUGAUACGCCGAUUUUUGCAUAUUUCAGACACAUCCAGAAAUAUCCUCCCAAAUUUAAAGAUUAAUAUCUCCGUGAAUUUUUAAGUGAAAUACAACUGUAAUAUAUCAAAGUCUAAGUUAGUCCUUCCUCUAUUUGAUGCAAGUUAUUUCUCUUUAAAAGCUAUACUUGUUUAGAUGUUAUUACGAAUCAAACAGGAGUACUUUUUUUUGGGCCACCCGGUAGAGUUCUUGGCCACUGAGAAAAAUCGUAUUUAAACAGACGUAAAAAAUACGAUAUUUUUACGUGUGAAAAUAUCAUUUGUUGUAAAACGCAUUGCCAAGGACGUUUUAUUGUUUUUCACUGAAUUUUGUUUAUAUAAUAAACAGAAAAAUACAUGGGUGCUUGGAAAUACCAGAUUUAAUAAAUCUGGUAUUUCCGCGCACCCAUGUAUUAUUCUCUAUAUCUCUUGCAAAAUAAUAGUAUAUGCAUGUCAGUUGGUCAGUAUUGUAUUUUGUUUAUUAUAUUUCUCCUUGUUCUGGACAGCAACACAAAGUUUUUGUCAGUACUGGCAAUUCAGUUGUGACAAUGGACAAUGUGUUAAUUCUGGAUAUCAAUGUGAUGGAUGGAGACAGUGUUCGGAUGGAAGUGACGAAUGGUAUUGUGGUAGGUAGUUGUCAUUUGUUAUGCUGGUUUAACAAACCUUGAGUUGGUAGAGAUGCAACUACUUAAAUAAUACAUGCAGGGAGAAAUUCGACGUUUCGAGCGAACGCCCUUCGUCGGAAAAUUAGUGGCCAAGACUUUGAGACAGGCCAUCAAACUUCCUACCAUUACGCCACCAGCGGACAAGCUAACUUCCAGACGAAGCGCCUUCGCUCGAAACGUCGAAGUUCUCCCUAUAUUUUUCAGAUAGUUGCAUAGAUAUCCCUAUCAACUCAAGUUUUGUAAUUAUUGACACUACCUACACUACUGUUUAAGACUGGCUUCCCUGUUCUUCAACAACUGGCUUUCAAACCUUUUUGACUUUUGACCGUGGCCUGUUUAGCUCAUGCACACCGCAUUAAGAAGACACUCCAUAAACGAUUAUUGCGUUCAGUGCGUUGUAUGUCUGAUUGAUAUUGUGUAUGCCUAUAAUAGUCUACACUGGAAAAUCAAUUGAAAGUAAAAAAAAAGAAAGUAUAUCAACAAAAUAUGACCACAUUUUGAAAAUAGACAAUACUAGCUCACGUUGUUUAUACACACUUUGGACAGGUGUUCUUUUAGUUCAUUUCGUCUUUUUAAUUUUGUUACAUUUCUAAACUCAGACUCAAUUUUUUUAUCAACAUUGAGGGUCUCAAUCUCCUUAUCAGUAUAAGUAAAGGUAGUUUAAUUGAAGUUUCCUCCUGUAGUAACGUUACUGGAUCAAUAAGAGAUGCUCCUUACUGGACCUCUAGGAAGAACAGUUUAGAAAUGAUAGAGCUAUUUAGUAUAUAUAAAGUUAGUUUAGUUUAGAUUUCCUCCUGUAGUAACACUGAAUAAAUAGGGGAUGAUCCUUACUAGAUCUCUAGGAAGAACAGUUUAGAACUGAUAGAGCGGCUAUCCAGUAUAAAUAAAGUUAGUUUAGUUUAGGUUUCCUCCUAUAGUAACACUGGAUAACCCUUCAUUUAUUUUUUGCAGUACAUUCCGCCAUAACACCUUCUCCAACUAUAAAUGUUCAAGGUAAAUUUAAUACGUUAAUUCAAAUAAAGAAUUGUUGAUGGGGCUAAUUGAAAUGGCAGCAAACAAGUUAAAGUGCAUGAGUAACGAUAUUUCAUUAUUGCAUUGCAGAGUACUAAAAAGAGCAGUAAAAAUUAAUAUCUCUUGCAAAAUAAUAGUACAUGCAUGUCAUGCAGUUGGUCAGUAUUGUAUUUUGUUAAUUAUAUUCAGUAGCGUAGCCAACCCGACGAUUUAGUCUUGCUAUGCAAAUAUUUUCGUGUUCAUUGACUGUGAAAAUAGUCCAUUUCUAAAGAAAUGAAUAAUGAUAAUAAUUUUGAAUUUGCAUAGCGGGACUAAAUUGUUUGGCUGGCUAUAUACGCCACUGAUUAUGUUUCUCUUUUUUCUGGACAGCAACACAAAGUUUUUGUCAGUACUGGCAAUUCAGUUGUGACAAUGGACAAUGUGUUAAUUCUGGAUAUCAAUGUGAUGGAUGGAGACAGUGUUCGGAUGGAAGUGACGAAUGGUAUUGUGGUAGGUAGCUGUCAUUGUUAUAAGACUAAGACUGGCUUAAACAAAAGUUGUAGAGAUAAAACUACUUAAAGCAUACAAGAAGAAGACAUUUGAGACAGGUCAAACUUCCUACCAUUACGCCACCAGCCGACGAACUAACUUCCAGACGAAGCGCUUUCGCUCGAAACGUCGAAGUUCUCCUUAUAAUUCCAGCUAGUUGCAUCCCUAUAUCAUCUCAAGUUUUGUAAUUAUUGGCACUCAUAGGCGUACGAGACAGGGGGCAGGGGGGCAACUGCCCCCCCCCCCCCACCCCCGCCAAAAAAAUUUUUGGAAAACCAUGAAAAUUCGGGCAAAUGCUAGGAAAAAGUAAAGAAAAUUCGGGCAGAUUUAUCACAAAAUAGGUUAAAUUCAGGUAAUUUGAUUACAAUUCUCCAAAAAAAUGCGGACAAACUUUCGACUGCCCCCCUGGAAAGCAUCAGCCCCGUACGCCUAUGCAAUGGCACUACCUACACUACUGUUUAAGACUGGCUUCCCUGUUCUUCAACAACUGCUUUCAAACCUUUUUGACUUUUGACCGUAUCCUGUUUAUUUCACACCACAUUGGUGGGACACACUAUAAUUUCACCGAGAAAUAUUUAAAUUAAUACACUUUUAGUACACUUUUAAAGAGAGCGCAAGCUGUCGUGCGCGGCGCGGUGACUUUCCAGUUGUUUAUGUACGAUUAUCGGCGUUGUAUGUCUGAUUGAUAUUGUGUAUGCCUGUAAUGGUCUAAUCUGGAAAAUAAAAAUAAAAAAGAAGGUAUACCAACAAAAUAUGACCACAUUUUGAAAAUAGGACACGGACAGGUGUUCUUUUUGGUGGUUCAUUUCAUCUUUUUAAUUUUGUUAAAUUUGAAAACUCAGUCUCAAUCUCUUUGUAAACAUUGGGACCUCGGUUUCCUCCAAAAUAAUCUGAAUAUUCAAAAAUCGCUGCUUAAAGGCGUAUGUGUCGUGACAAUAAAAGUCAGCAUAUAGGCGUAUAUCCCCAUUCCUCAGAAAUGUAGUUCAUCUAAAAUAACAGGAAGUAAAAUGUACGUAUAGGCAUACACACUGUGUUGCUCUUUUACUUCAUCUGUAUAGAUUUUAUACAACAAUAAACAGUUUUUCAAUUAAAAAGGUAAAAUUCCAAUGCCACAAUACGGGCAAAGGACCAAAAAAAUAAAAGCCCUUUUCCACUCAAAAUUAAACCAACUCGCCAGCUCGCUGCGAGUACUUUCGUCCAAUAAUAAUGCUUGACAGUGUCAAGUUAUUGACAGCGCUUAUAUGCGUGAGAAUAGAAUGUAUCACAAUUUUUUUUUCUUUCAGCACGACCAACAACCUGGAGACCAUGGACAACAUCAUGGCCCACCUGGCUACCAUCACGGAACACAUCAAGAUAUUGUCAGUACCAACAGUUCCGCUGCAGAAAUGGUCAAUGUAUUCAUCAAUCUUAUGUGUGUGAUGGUCGAUAUCAUUGUUCUGAUGGUAGUGACGAAGGCUGGUAUAAUUGUCCUGGAACAUGUUAGUUUUUAACUUAUCGGAGGUUUUGUUGACUUUGCCCCCCCUCCCCCCCCCCGUUCAAUGUUGCGAACAACACCGAAACAACUUUUGAUAAUAUACCAUGAUACAAGCUCAACAUUGAGUUUUGGGAGCCGGGGUUUAAGAAUGGCAACAUGAUGCGCUGUAUAUCUUAUGCGCUGUAUAUCUUAUCAGAGAGGUUCAGAUUUCACUUCCGCUACCGCUAUCCCACACUGGCUUAGUACACAUCUGAUUGGUUAAUCGGAUAUAUCAAACGCAUCUGAUUGGUUAAUCGGAUAUAUCAAACGCAUCUGAUUGGUUAAUCGGAUAUAUCAAACGCAUCUGAUUGGUUAAUCGGAUAUAUCAAACGCAUCUGAUCCUCUCUAUUCACAUCGUGUAUGCUCUGUUGUCUACAGUGACAAAUCAAAAUCAAAAUAAGAAAGUUUACAGCCGUGCGGUACUAACUGUACCAAAUUUUAUUUAAUUUCGUUGAAUCACUUUUGAGAUAUUAGACUUUAAUUAUUCUUUUUGCUGGCAUCCUUAAGCACAACCAGUGACGUCAUAACACAAUAUAAUCAAAAUACAAAGCGCCCGGUAACUUGGGAAUGAGAUGAGCUGUGAAUAAAUUGCUCAGGCCAUUCUUCAUCAUUUUUAUGGUACUUUUAAGUGAUGCAUAAAAAUUGGGGGAAUAUUUUCAUGUCAUGUGCACUUUAAGCUUGAAAUAACAAACUGAAGGAAGAACAUCGAUGCCGUUCUUUCAACUAUGACACAUAUAACUUGUACAUAUUGGUAGACAAAUUUCAAACGUUUAUCACACGAAGUUUGCGUAUCUUGAUAAAGCACUUAUAGAACUAGCCGGCAACGAAUUUACAGGAAACGAAUUUCGAUUAUUGAAUGUUCGCAGGUUAUUAUAAAACUCAAGUUUUACUAACUGUGCAUUAGCGCAUGCGUAAAAUAUGUGAGAGAAUAGAGUGGUAUCACAAUUUUUGCUCUUUCAUAGCACGACCAACAACCUGGAGACCAUGGACAACAUCAUGGCCCACCUGGCUACCAUCACGGAACACAUCAAGAUAUUGUGAGUACUGGCAGUUCCGCUGCAGAAAUGGUCAAUGUAUUGAUCAAUCCUAUGUGUGUGAUGGUCGAUAUCAUUGUUCUGAUGGCAGUGACGAAGAUUUCUGUAAUUCUACAGGUUAGAUUUCAACUUCUCGGAGGUUUUGCCGGCACUACCUUUUUGCUGCCGGAUAUGUUUCACUCUCUGCGUGAGCCGCUGUAUGUUUAAAGAAAAUCCAAAUUAAUUAAUUCGCUCAUAGUUAUUAUUUGUUUUAAAGUUUCACUUGCAAGAUUUGAAGAAACUUUGUUUUAAAGUUGUUUUAAUAAAUGUUUAAUUUUAGGUGUACGACUUGCUGAUGGUUCUCACAACGCAGGAAGGGUGGAAAUUUAUUAUAACGGCAGAUGGGGAACAGUUUGUGAUGAUGGUUGGAACAUCACAGAUGCUCGUAUUGUCUGCAAACAGCUUGGUUUUCAAGAUGCCGUUGCUGCUUACAGUCGUGCGUAUUUUGGCCAAGGCACUGGACAGAUUUGGAUGGACGAGGUUGGAUGUAGAGGGAAUGAGUCAUCGCUAUUUUCAUGUAGACAUAAUGGAUGGGGAUAUCAUGAUUGUGAUCACAGUGAAGACGCUGGUGUUUACUGUGGAAGCACAGCUGGUAAUGUUAAAAAUUCUGAGACUACGAUCAACUUCGGAAUGGACAAAUAUUGACACAAUCGUUGUUAUUUUUUAGGAUGGAACAUGACAACGCCAUGGCCAACAUGGCGACCAACGAAUGCAUCAAGGCAUUGUCAGUACUGGGAAUUCCGCUGCAGAAAUGGUCAAUGUAUUGAACGAUACUCGUUAUGCGACGGUGGUUAUGACUGUUAUGAUGGAAGUGACGAAGACUGGUAUAAUUGUCCUAGAACAUGUUAGUUUUUAACUUAUCGGGGGUUUUGUAUUGUCGUGUACCUUCCUGUGGUGACCUCCAAGUUAUCUGCGCUGUAUGUCUUAAUAUACAGAGGCUCAGAUUUGACUUCCACUACUACUACCUCUCACUGGCUUAGUACGCAUCUGAUUGGUUGAUCGGAUGUAUCAAACGCAUCUGAUUGGUUGAUCGGAUAUAUCAAACGCAUCUGAUUGGCUAAUGGUUCUCUAAUAGUAGCGGUAAGGGAAGUCGAACCUGAACCUCGCUAUUCACGUCGUGUGUGCCCUAUUUAUUGCCUACAGUGGCAAAUCAAAAUCAAAAUAAGAAAGUUUACAAACAAAAUGUCUCGAACGAUCUGUGCCAGUGUAAGAGAGAUACAACCAUGACCGGAUUUUGAGGGGAGGUGGACACUUUCCUUGAGAUUGGUUUGCACUUCCCCUGAGAUUUUUUGCACCUUCCCUGAAAUAUCAUCCACCUCUCCUUGGGAAAUGUUAAAUGAUAGAUCAAAGUGAAUUUUUUAUGCGUACGUUACUUAGAGUCUACACUUGAGAAACUGGUAGCUAUUCAUUAUCUCUAUAUUAGGUGCUCUUUUAAUGGAAUUAACUUUGCAGUAAUGUAAUGAAGAGCAGUAUUGGAUGAAUCGUACAGUCAUAAUUUAUAAAUACACUGAUACAUAUGUACAGUGCAUGCAUACGUCAUGUAGUGGCUUUUCCAGGGUACAUUGCUACAUUCUCAGUCCUAACAUUUCAUGGGGGCCGUGGACUAGACGCUGCACCUCCCCUAAAUAUAUUUCCACCUGCCCCAGAAUUUCCACCAAAAUCCAGCCUUGGGUACGACUACCUGAAUCAAGCAGAACUUUAGAGUUCGAAGUUCUGCUUUAAACGUGCGACUGAAGGUGAAAUUAUUAUCAGAUAAUACCAAUCCCUGUAGCCAUGAAUAAUUAUUGCUUAAUUAACAUCGCAAUCCAUGUUUGCUUUAUAUAGUAUGGAACACAACAGCAAUGUGGACCACAAAAGCAGCGCCAACAACAUCUCGUUAUUGUUUACCCUGGGAAUUCCGGUGCAGAAAUGGCAGAUGUAUCAGCAAGGGUAACGUUUGCGACAAUUAUGACAACUGUGGAGACGGCAGUGAUGAACGCCGCUCAACUUGUCGAGGUAAUGUCGUCAGAUUAGAAAGAUAUCUUGUAGAUAUAGGUAAAAAUUACGGGACUGAUUUUGAACAAUGAUUCGCAAUAUAGAUUGCAAUAUAGAUUGAAUAAUUUUUUAACAAUGAUUCGCCGUAUAGACUCGGCAGCCUGUCACGAUGCAAAUCGUCGUUGAAAAUAGUUCCGCGUAAAAUCAUUCAACAGAUAUAUAGAGGAUAUUACACAACGGCGCGAAGAUUUGACUUUUAUCUUCGAGUGGUGAAAAUAAUAUUUUACGAACGAGCGCAGCGAGCGAGUAAAAUAUUGUUUUUAACACAAGGGCUUACUUCUCAUCGUGUCAAGCCAUCAGGGAGGCAAAUCAGAGUAGCGCUGUUGAAAAUUUAUUUUUUUUCAGCUAACUUGACCGUUUGUCAAAACAAGUUGGAUCUUGGUUUUAUAUUGGACAGUUCUGGUAGUGUUGGACAACAUAACUUUGAACGAAUGAAACUAUUUGUCAAAGAUCUUACAGACUUCUACAAGCUAGGGUCAGAAGAGACACGAGUCUCCGUAAUGUCGUUUUCAGACUCUGCAAACAUUCAUAUUGCGUUCUCGGCAUAUUUUUCGGAUAAAAACCGGUUUGACUCGGCCGUGGAUAGGAUUCAGUAUAAUGAUGGAGGAACUGCCACAGGAAUGGCGUUAAAUAUGGCAUACAAUGAUAUGUUUACGUCACGUAAUGGAGCGAGGAGCUCAGGUAAAGACCUGUUUAUAUGAACUCCCAACUUUUCAGUUUUCCUUUGUGGUCGUCCCCCCCCCCCUGUUCAUGCGAGAGACGAGCCGCCCAUCUUAGAGACAUCAUAUCUCAGCGAGAUCUCAGUCACCUAACCGGGAUGGACAUUUUAGCCAAUUUUAAGGCUAAUUUCCUCUCCGGAAAUAAGCAGGGGAUUAGACCGAAUCGGAGCUUUUUCCGAUCCAUCAAUUCCAGUAAAAAGACAAGUUGAAAUGAUCAGAUCGGAAAAGGAAAAAAUGAAGCUUGGUAUUAUUUAAUUAUUUAAAUUUAUGAGAUUAAUACGGCAUUUUGAAUAUUUUUUAUUGGUUGCCAGAUUUAAUCCGCGGGAUUGGACCCCCUAAAAAGUUGAAAAUAUUUCAACUUUUUAUUUGGAUCAAUCGGAACCAAAAAUUUCUACUGAAGGCGCAUGCGCGGAUUUGAUUUUGUUCCGGUUCGGUCCGAUCCGCUGCUUAUUUUCCGGAGUGGAAAUUAGCCUUAAAUCUAAAAUGAGUUGGAAGCAGUAAUAGCAAACUAUGAUGAUCAGCCCUCUUCAAAAUGUGAUGUCAAAUCAUUUUCAGAGGCUUCUGUGUGGGGUUGACAUUUUGCUUUUGGGAAAAUUACCAAUAUUCGAAAUAAAUAAAUCCUUAAAUUUCAGUCUUAAUUUUCUUAGAGUUCAAGAAAGUUUUGGUGAUCCUGACAGACGGCCGCAGUAACACAGGACAGGUCAGCGGACCAGCUCGACAACUGAAGAACUCCGGUGUUGUGAUAUUCAGUGUGGGGAUAGGGGAGAGUGGUUUGUCCAUGCACGAAUUGCAAGUUAUGGCUUCGGAUCCAGUUGAUCAACAUGUUAUCACUUUAAGCAACUUUUCCCAACUACCAUGGCUUGCUGAACAGAUGUCUUCUCAGACUUGUAAUGGUGAGUUUUGUAUACACUAUUGGUGGUGAUGGGGGCGCUGCAGGUGAUGAUGGUGUUAGGAACGGUGAUGAUGGUGGUACUGGUGAUGAUGAUGGUUGAUGAUGGUGGUUGAUUAUGGUAGUGAUGAUGAUUAUGAUGGUGGAGAUGAUGAUGGUGAUGAUGAUCAUUAUUAUCAUGGUCAGGGCAGGGAAAAAGAAUUUUCUUCCUGGGAGCACAACCUGGAGACAAAAAUUUCUUGCAGAUCAACGGAGUGUUCUAGCUGACCAUGGUUUUAAAUUCAAGGAAUAAUGUCUGUCAACCAUAUGUUGUUGUGCCCAUAGUGGGACACGGGUGUUAAGGUUUCCUUCAAAUUGUCAAAAGCAAAUCUUCAUUCAAAGCAAUUUCCUGCAGCUGUUUAACAUUUCCUGCGAAUAGUGCUCGGUUGCUCGCAUAUUUUUCCAACCCUGAUUGUGGUGAUGAUGAUGUUAGUAUGGUGAUGUGAUGAUGGUGUUGGGAAAGGUGGUAAUGAUGGUUGAGAUGGUGAUUAUGGUGAUGAUGAUGAUCAUCAUCAUGGUGGUGAUAAUGAUGAUGUUAGUAUAGUGGUGUGAUGAUGGUGGUGGUAAUAAUGAUCGUAGUGAUGUGAUAAUAAUGGUGAUGAUGAUGACGAUGAUAGUGCUGAUGAUACUAACAAUAACGUUGUUUCCAUUUUUUUAGCAUCUCAUUUCCAAGUGUUCUGCGACAAUGAUUACAUGACAGCUGUAUUCGACCGAGCAGAUCUUCCAAAACACUUGAAUGUCGACCGCCUGUUUCUCCGAGACCGAUAUUGUAGGGCUGAUUGGAACUCGACUCACGUCAUUGUGAAAACUCCGCUGACAGGCUGUGGAACUAUUUUCUGGAAAAACGAUCAAACUCUCUUCUUUAGGAACGUUCUUUCUGAAGAAGGUGGCAGCCGCGGAUUUGGUGUCAUUACUAGAGAUUAUUUGUUCAGAGCAAACUUGACCUGUGCCUAUCCUCGAAAACGUACGGUGGGAUCUUUCAGUUUUGCUCCGGCGAAACAGAGAGUGUUUGUGAAUGUGGGUAAGUAUGUUAGUUUAAUAAUAAUCGCCCAGUGUGUGAGUACAUGUGCCAUUCACAUCAGAAUUCGAUUCCUAGUAUGUGGAGUUGUCCAAGUGAGAAGAGUUCUUCUAGUUUGACUCUACCAAACAUCGCAGGUUUUCUUCAGGUAAUCCGGUUUCCUCCUGUAGUAACACCGGAUCAAUAAGGGAUCACCUUUCUUGGACCGCUAGGUGGAACAAUUUAGAAGUAUCUUAUAUAAAUAAAGUUAGUUUAGGUUUCCUUCUGCAAUAAUAUUAGGCCAGUACGAGAAUUUAUUAACUUUACAAUCAUACAAAAAUUUUAACAAUGAUUGAAGGUAUGGUCAACAGGACAUGAGUCCCAUGUGAAGACCAACCUGAUACAAUACAAUAAGUAGACAUACAUUAAAGACAAGGACUAGAACACUAUUUACAUAGCUAUAUAAAAAUUAAUAGUUUAGAUUAUGAGCAACAGCUUAAGUUGAAAGAACGGCAUUUAGAGCAGUAGGUUUUCCAAGUGCGCAUUCUGUUAACAUCGAAAGAAGAGUCUAAUUGAGAAGUGUAGUGAGAAUGGAGCUGGAACUUAAAGGAUGAAACAGACGAACUGUUACGAAUGAUUGUAGCGAGAUUGUUCCAUAGAAAGACAAUUCGGUUAAAAAAAGAGUUUCUAAAAAGAGAGGUUUUGCACGGAUUGACUUGAAGCAAGUUGAACGAGUGCGAGAUGAGCGAUUAGAAGAAAAGGUCACAAAAGAGGAGAUAUCUAGGUCGUAGAGACCUUGUUUGCAUUUGAAAAAAAAGAUGAGAUCCUUUAUUUCAAGCCAGUAAGAUAUAGGCAAUAAAUUAAAUUUCCAAAGACGCUCAAUAAAUUAAGUUUCCUAAGAAGGCCCUUGCUGAACCUCUAGGAAUUAAGAACAGUUUAGAACUGCAUGACAGAGCUAUCUAGUAUAAAUAAAGUUAGUUUAGUUUAGAUUUAUUUUUGCAGUAACAUUGGGAUAAUAAAAAAUGGCCGUUACUGGACCUCUAAAAAGAACAUCUUAGACAACUGAUAGAUCUAGCCUUAUUUUAUCACGAUAUAUUGACAGCAUCAGGCUGCCGGUUAUUCAUGUUUGAAGGGAGUAAUUGUAAAUAUAGUGAAUUGUUUGCUUCGCUUGUAACAGCUGUUAAAGCUCGAAAAUAAAUUCUGAUUCUGACGAUACGAAACAGAAUGCUAUAACCUCAGGCUUUGCCAUUCGUCUUUGUAAGGAACAAUAUGUGAAGUUUGUCCGAAGGAUUGAUUCGCCAGUUUAAAUCAUCUAAACACAAAUGAAUUAUCAAACUAACUGUCUUUUUUUUCCAAGUUCGUUUUAAUGGAUCAUCCGUCUGUUAUCAAAAGAUAAAUUAUCAAAAAGGACUAUCAAUAUAUACUUUCCUUGUCCAAGUUUGUCCAGACUGAUCAUCUAUCUCUAAUUUUAAAUCACUCUCUAGGUGGUCAAGGCAAUUUCUCGCUUAUAAUGGAUGUCUUCAAGGACAUAGAUUAUCGCCAGCCAUACGCAUCACAAGACUACCCUGUGUUUAAAUCUCUGUCAGAUAAUCUUUACAUUCAGUACUCUAUCAACACCAGUAAUCCGAAUCUUGUCGUGCGCGCAGAAACGUGUAGAGCGACGCCCACCAACAGACCUUACGACACUCCACAAUACGUCUUUAUUGCUGACGGGUAAGGAGAACAAUUACAUUACAGUUACUAUAAAAUAUAAUUAUGAGAUACUUUAUAAGAAGAUUAUAAGGAAAUAAGGGUAAUUAACCGUAUUUGUCAUACCAUUGAGUCAAAUCUGCUUCUGUAAAUUGCGGAUAAGUUAUCCUUAACUUGAUUGGCGAGUACCUUGUUCAACCUUUCUCUGAAUUGAUGUGUUUGAAAACUCAUCCACCCCCUACUUUUGGUACAUUAGUUUAAGAAGAAGUUGAUUUAUUUGGGGGUUCAAUAUUAAAAGUAGUCUCGUCUUGACGUGCCUUAAUUUAAUUUUCUUAAUUAAAAUUGUGGACAAAUUUAAGUUAUUUACCCUUUCCAAAUAAAUUUCAUAAUUUCCAUAUCUUAUUUCAGUUGCGACAAAGAUGAAACGAUUCGCCAUUACUCAUACGGAAUGAGUUCUGUCCAGCGUUUUAGCAUGCAGGCAUUCCGCUUCCUGUCAGAACAUCGCUUUGUCUACCUACACUGUGACCUGGUGGUGUGUCAUAGGUAUGACUACAACUCCACCUGUGCGCGAAGUACUUCAUGUUCCAGACGUUAUCGUCGUGAUGCUGAUCAGCAGUCAGAAGAUGUAUCUGGUAUGUAUGCACUGUCGUUUGGCCCAGUGAUGAAAGGGAAGGAGUCCGCUGACAAGAGUGCUGGAGGUGAGUAUCACAGGCUCAUAAUAUUAAGCAGUCCAACAACAAGGGUACAUACGACUUCACAAAAUAUGACGUGAUCAGACAGCGAUCAAAC
Messenger RNA from Paramuricea clavata, 18344 nucleotides. NCBI's taxonomy places the organism in Eukaryota, Metazoa, Cnidaria, Anthozoa, Malacalcyonacea, Plexauridae. The record is from the annotation of a GenBank genome assembly.